Gryllus bimaculatus (two-spotted cricket) is the source of this 2531-nucleotide messenger RNA. The record is from the annotation of a GenBank genome assembly. Lineage: Eukaryota; Metazoa; Arthropoda; Insecta; Orthoptera; Gryllidae.
ACACUGGGGUAAAACCGUAUCUCGCCGUAACAGAAACAAAAGACAAAAUCAGAACUAUUACUAAGCAACUUUAUUUAUCAUUUUAGGAGGCGUAUCGUCGUAUAUUGGUUUGUUGGAAAACUGAAAUCUCUCAGUAUAUUCCAUUGCUUUCCCGUUCUAUUGAUAACCAUUUUCAAAUGAUGCCAUUUUCAAAAAUUCUUAUCAACCAGAGUUCCUUCAGUUCUGAAGUCAAGAAAUAUAGAAAGUGAAAGCAAGGACGAAAGUUAUACAGUUUUUAAUUUGGCGAAUAUGUUGAGACAAAAAGGACAUAUGGUUUCCAAUCUUGAGAGCUAAGUUAUGUGUGAAAAUAUGGAUAGAUGUUAUAAUGAAUGCGAUAAUCAACAUUUCUGAUGAAAUAAGCGUCAAAGAGAAGCAACGAGUCAUUUGACAAUUCCCAUCAUCCUGAGCGCCGACCGUGCAAGUGACGUCAUUUCUUGUUCUAGAAUAUAUUUCGUCGAGCAAGGUUAAGCAUCAAGAGUCGAAUCAGUGCAUCUAAAGAGGCUUUGGUUGCGAUUUCAAGUUUUGUGAAUUCAGGUUUUACCUUCGAAUAGUGUUACCGUACUAAAACAAGUGCAUACCUGGAAUAUAUUUGGAGUUGAUCCAGUUUUCUCAAAGAAUUUAGGAGAAUAUCCACAGAAAGUCAUGCCGCGACGUGGACGCAGCGCCUCUCCACCACCACGUGCAGCAACUUUGCCUGCUCGUGCAGCACCCCCUCCAGCACCAGUACACCAUCAUGCUCCCCCACAGACACCUAUGGUUGCUCAGCCGCAACAACCCUCUAUGUUUAAGCAAAUGGCAGCUACUGCAGGUGGUGUUGCUGUUGGCUCUGCAGUUGGUCACACUCUUGGACAUGCCAUGACAGGAAUGUUCAGUGGUGGAAGUGAUGCUCCAGCACAACCAGCUGGUGUGGCUCAGCCCCAGGCACAAAACUCAUAUGCAGGACAAGAACCAACAGGCCCCUGUUCUUGGGAAAUAAAGCAAUUUUUACAGUGUGCUCAAGGCCAGAGUGACCUCUCACUUUGUGAAGGUUUCAAUGAAGCUCUACGUCAGUGUAAAGUUAAUAACAGUUAGUAUCUUGUUUGUAAUCUAUGCAUAUAUUAUUAAAUAAUAUUAUUUCAACUUUUGUUUUUAUUACUGCCAAAACCAGUCAAAUGUAACAGUAAGGGUGGUUUGAUUGACUUGAAAUUUUGUAAAUUUUCUAUUAAUUUCUGAUAAUGAUGAUUGUCGGUGCUCUUUGAUUCAUAUCAAAAGGAACAGGAAAUUGCAGUCUUCAACACAUAGGUGACCGGGUAAUCAAAGUCCUGACUACCCAUUGGUAUUGGAAGUUUUUGGCACACCAGAGAAAGUUUACUGCACUGUUAAUAAUCAUUCAUGAUAAUUGAUCAAUACAUUGAAAAAAUUCAGUUCAUUGCUCCGAAUAGGAAUGAAACUGACAAAUGUCAUUCAUUAGGCUGGUGGAGUUUGAGGAGAUUCUGUGCAUUUAUUAAUAUUUUAAGUAUUAUAUGUAGAGAGAGAUCUGUUUAAACAGAAUUGGAGGAUGAAAUUUUGUAUUUCAAAGAGUAUACAUUGAGGAGAAAAAGAUGGUAACAAAUCAAAUAUGUUUAAGGCACUUUUAAACGUACCACAAAAUGCUAUGUUUCAAAUAAUGUAGCAUUCAACAGACAAAUAAGACUUAAAACACUUCCAUUAAAUGUUUCUGAAAAAAGUGAAAAUUGUGAAGCCUCUGUACCAUGAAAAAUGUUGGGGCUUGUCAUCAGUGUGUUAAGACCAGAAGAAAUUGUAAGAAAGUUUUUAGGGUUUAUCAUUGUUUACAUUAAUUUAAUAUAAACUAAGAAUAAUUUUGUUUAAACGAGUUCUGAUUAAUCAAUGUAAACUUUUGUUUCAGAUAUCCAACUUUGAAGCUUCGUAGAAACUUCGUCUUACUAAAAAGUUAAAAUGUAUGUAAAGACAUUAACUGAAAUAGUUCACAUGUACUAUCAAUUGUGUAGUGAACUCUGUAGAUAAAUGUUGAUAUUGUUAAUGUGAGCAUCAAAUGUGAUUGAUGCAACAUCAAAAUGUAUAUUCCUUAAAAUUGAGAAUACAAUUUUUUCCGAACUUCAUUUGUGUGUAAUAUUUACCUUCACUUGAAAUGAGAUCAAUUUAGUUGGAAGUCAAAGCUGAAACAUAACUUAAUGAUUCCUUAAAGAAUAUUAAGCUACUCCAAAUUCCUGUACUGUUCAUUACAAUUUUUGUGUUUAAUGAAAACUGGCUGAAGUUCAUAGAUAAUGAAUUUAAGAGGAAGACAAAAGAAAUUUAGGCAUUUGGUAUAUAUUCAGAGAAGACAGUAAAACGCGAGAGUGUGAUGUGACCUGUUUUUAGUAAAGGAAUUUGUAAAUAUUUUCCUUGGGAAGUAAAUGAACUGGUACAUUACAUACAAUAGUGUAUAUUUUACUACAUUAGUUGUUACAUUUGUUUUAUGUAAAAUAAAAAAAUAAAGUUCAAGAUUUUUUUUU